GAGAAAAACCGCUCAAGGUUGUUGAAAGAGAGAUAUCGUUUACCGCAUUCUACAUCUACUUUCUGUGCAUUCAUAUUCUACUGUGAAAUCGUCGCUCUAAUUAGCUGUUUGGUCAUUAUAUUUCUUUUCCCUUCUCCGUUAUAAAUGGCUAUUAAUACCGGAAAUACGAAAUUUCGAAUGGUGAAUGUUGACCAGUUGACUGAACCAACAUUUCAGGAUGAAUUAACGGAUGAUAUUAAACCGUCUAGGUUAAAUAUUUCUGAAAUCAAUAGUUUAAUCUCGAGUGGAAAGUCUACAGAUGCUAUUUUGAACAUAUUACAAAAUGCACCAAUUAAUUCAAAAGAUCAACAAACUAAGGAUACAGUAUUCAAAUUGAUGAUGCGUUUGCUAUCACAAUUUAAAUCAAACCAAAAUAUUGAUGAAUUUUUGUCAACUAUGGAUCAAGAUAAAAUUGAUUUACUUAUGAAAUAUAUUUACCGUGGAUUUGAACAACCACAAGAGAUAAGUUGUGCAACAUUGUUGACAUGGCAUGAAAAGGUGUAUACUUACGGCAAAGCUGGUUCUAUUAUGCGUGUCCUUACUGAUCGUAAACGUGUUUAAUAACCAUGCCAUAUGUAAUUGUUUGUGCCCAUGAUUUCAUAUGUUAUAUUUUAUAUGUUAUCUUUUUAUUGUGUAGUUACAUAGCAAGAUAUUAUUUGUACUUUCAUCAAAAUAAAACAACGAAACACUAAGUGACAGUUUUGAAGUCAAUUUAUUAACCUUUUUUAAUGCUACUUUAUACUAUAUUUUAUUUCAGUUGUGUUUUCAAGAUUUUUUUUAUUACUCGAUUAGAUAAUAUACAAAGGUUAAACGGAUUCA
Molecule: messenger RNA, 858 nt
Organism: Schistosoma margrebowiei
Lineage: Eukaryota; Metazoa; Platyhelminthes; Trematoda; Strigeidida; Schistosomatidae
Source: the annotation of a GenBank genome assembly